Messenger RNA from Capronia epimyces CBS 606.96, 1167 nucleotides. RefSeq lists its product as uncharacterized. Bases 1 to 1167 code for a protein of 388 amino acids. The record is from RefSeq and is a predicted model, not a curated record. The transcript is spliced from 3 exons. NCBI's taxonomy places the organism in Eukaryota, Fungi, Ascomycota, Eurotiomycetes, Chaetothyriales, Herpotrichiellaceae.
AUGGCCUACUCACGACGCUCGUCAGGCUCCGAAGCCGAGUACGUGCUGAUGCCCGUGCGCAGCCAUGCGGGGAGCGAUUAUGGCCGCUCCCGCCGGGGCCGCUCACCCGAGGAGGUCGUGGUGAACAAUUUCUUGGGUGUUCCUGGGCAAGGCGGCCGACCACGGGCGUCGAGCCAAGGAGGCGGGCCGGCACCGACGAUCGUCAACAUCGGCGGUUUACCUACAACCGCGGCAGGAGAUCAUGGAACACGCAGUCGAAGCCGUCACCGCCAUCACCGCAGCAGGUCGUCGAGCUCGAGCAGCUACAGCUCGCGGUCGCGGUCGAGGUCGCGGCACCGCCGGGGCCGCGAGAGCAAAAGUAGUAGAAGACCACUAUAUGAAGACGACCGGAUUAGGAAGCCUCGGGAACUGGAUGAAGCCGACUUACCCUACCAUGUCCGACGAGACCUAGACUAUGCACGCAUACAGCGCAAGGAGGAAGAAGAGCGAAGAAUUCAAGACCGCAUCAAGCAUGACCGUGAGCUGGAGAAGAGGCGAUGGAAGUUGGAGGAGGAGGAAGAGAAUCUGCGUAGAAAGAAAGAGCGCGAGGCUGUUCUCCUGGAAGCGAAGCUCGAGGAGGAACGUAAGAAGAAGGAGGCCGAGGACUUGAGGAAGAAGAUCUUGAAAGACGAGGAAGAGCGUGUCAAGAAAGAGAAGGAAAAAAAGAAGGCCGAAGAAGAAGAAUUCGAGCGCAAAGUCAAAGAGAAGUUCAUGAAAGCUGGCUACAGCAGCGAGUACAUUGAAGAAGUACUGCACAAGAAGAAAGCCGAGCAGGCCACGCUGGCCAUCGACCUGCAGCGCCCAACAUACAUUAAAGUCAACCGCAAGUACCUGCAUCCAGAUACCCUGGACGCGUACGGUUUGCCAUGGGAGUGGGACGGGCGCGACGACGAAUACAUCAUCAUCAAGAAAUACAUCGAUAACACGCUCCAGGACGAGCUGUUCGAACACACGCGCCGGCUGAAGGAACGCAAACUGAUCACGGGCCCGUACGUCAAGGAGACCAAGGUCAUCACCAAGCUCAGCCCCAACGAGUACGUCAAGAAAGGGGGCGACAAGAUGUACGUCGUCCGAGAGAAGAGCAAGAGCCCCGCCAGGAGUCGGAGGGGGAGUUGGAUGUUUACUUAG